CAAAGUUCUAUUAUUUAGGAAAACGAAGAAAAUUUCACUUCGUUUUUUCUUUGAAGGAUUUAAGACGAACACGAAAGCGACUAGGACGCAGGGCGGAAAUCACCACUGCAGAUAUAUAGCAAUCACAAUUGGUGCCGUUCAAGUAGGAAAGUAAUUUUUUGAAGAGCGAAGAAUUUUCUGGAUCGGGUCGUACCAGGACGCAAUUGCGAAUUCAAGUUCAUUUCAAACCUAAGUUGCCCACGCAUUUGAUCUGCUAAAAUUGGAUAGUUAGGUUUCGAGUUAUGAAUUUGUACCAUUUGUUGAAACGCUAGGACAUUCAAUCUUUUUCCCUUGUGCAUUUUGUGGCUUUGGGGUUGCUAAGUGUGCUCGUAUGUGAUGCAGAGGAGUUUGGAAGCAGGAAAGGGAUUAUGUCGAUAGAUUUGAUUUUGAAACCUUCGUGUGGCGGCUGUGGAUCGACAGUAGAGCUUUAUGGCAGCACCUGUAAGCACCUCACGCUUUGCGUGAAUUGUGGCAAAACUAUGGCGGAGAAUCGUGUGAAGUGCUACGAGUGCGGCACCAUCAUAACUCGCCUGAUAAGGGAAUAUAAUGUUCGGGCGUGUUCCAGUAGCGACAAAAAUUAUUUUAUUGCAAGAUUUGCCUCAGGAUUGCCGAACUUUAAGAAGAAAAAUGAAAAUAAAUGGUCGAUGCAAAAAGAAGGUCUGCAGGGGCGCCAAGUUACUGAUACCUUGAGGGAGAAGUACAAGAAUAAACCUUGGCUGCUCGAAGACGAAACGGGCCAGUUUCAAUAUCAUGGGCCACUGGAGGGUUCACAAUCAGCGACAUAUUACCUUUUAAUGCUUCAAGGGAAGGAAUUUGUUGCUAUUCCUGCUGGUUCCUGGUACAAUUUUAAUAAAGUGGCACAAUAUAAGCAACUGACUUUGGAGGAAGCAGAAGAAAAGAUGAAGAAUAGAAGGAAAACUGCUGAUGGUUAUGAGAGGUGGAUGAUGAAGGCAGCAAACAACGGACCUGCAGCCUUUGGUGAAGUUGAAAAGUUAGAUGAUAGGGAAAGUGCAGCUGGUGGCGGGAGGGGACGUAAAAAGACCACUGGGGAUGAUGAUGAGGCCAAUCUUUCAGAUAAGGGUGAUGAGGAUGAAGAAGAAGAGGCAGCAAGAAAGAGUAGACUAAGUCUCAAUAAGAAACGUGGGGAUGAUGAUGAAGAAGGUCCUAGAGGCGGUGAUCUUGACUUUGAUGAUGAUGAUAUUGAGAAGGGCGAUGAUUGGGAACAUGAAGAAAUCUUUACUGAUGAUGAUGAAGCAGUUGGAAACGAUCCUGAGGAACGGGAAGAUUUGGCCCCUGAAAUUCCUGCACCUCCAGAAAUUAAGCAGGAUGAUGAGGAUGAAGAUGAAGGUGAAGAAGAAGAGGGAGGGUUGAGCAAAUCUGGAAAAGAGUUGAAGAAAUUGCUUGGGCGAGCUAAUGGGCUAAAUGAUUCAGAUGCUGAGGAUGACGACGACGAUGAUGAUACGGAAGACGAUAUCUCUCCUGUUCUUGCCCCAAAGAAGGAAACACCUAAAGAAGAGCCAGUUGAUAACACCAGUCCCCUUAAAUCAACUACUUCUGCUGCUGGUCGUGGAACACCAUCUACGUCAAAGUCCUCUAAGGGCAAAAGAAAAAGUAACGGCGAGGAAUCAAAGACAACUAAUAAUGCACCUACAAAGAAAGUGAAAACAGAACAAGAUGUAAAGCCUGUCAAAGAAGAGCCUACUUCUACAAAAGGCAGUGUACCUACUAAAGGCGUAUCACCACAAACAUCAUCAAAAAGUGGGUCAGCACCAUCUACUGGGCCAGUCUCUGAAGAGGAAAUCAGGGUUGUGCUUAUGCAGAAGAAACCAGUAACAACACAGGAUCUCGUAGCCAAAUUCAAAUCUCGACUGAAAUUGAAAGAGUGGAGUGGGUCUAAGUCCGACCUCAUUGUUGGCAUUGGGAAAGGACAAGGAUGCCUUUGCAGCUAUAUUAAGAAGGAUAUCAAAGAUUCAGAAGACAAAUGGGGCCAACUAUGUUGUCCUCAGAGAGAGAUAGUUGGUUCAUCUUUGACUAGUGUAACUUAAACUACACUUGCUUUAAUGUAACUCUUUCAAUAUCAUGUCUCGACCUGGAAAUGAUUUGUACUAUUUGUGCAUUUUAAACACUGCCAACUUGAUUUAACUGUGCAUGACAUCUGAACUGCAGUCCUCUAGCAAUGAUGAGGGAAAUACUUGAAAGAGUUCAAAUGCAAUUUACAAUUGCAAUAAUGUGCAGUACAUGGUAGUUUUCUUUCGGAGAAAAGGACUGCACUUGUUCUCAUAAUUUGAAAUGUGAAUGACAAUAGACUUAUAAGCUCUACAUUGCCAAUGCAUCUGCUGUGCUUGCAUUGAUUCAUUUUAAC
This is a messenger RNA of Striga asiatica, 2401 nucleotides long. Lineage: Eukaryota; Viridiplantae; Streptophyta; Magnoliopsida; Lamiales; Orobanchaceae. The record is from the annotation of a GenBank genome assembly.